Balaenoptera musculus (blue whale) is the source of this 2261-nucleotide messenger RNA. RefSeq names its product bestrophin 4 (gene BEST4). Gene Ontology annotation, molecular function: chloride channel activity. Lineage: Eukaryota; Metazoa; Chordata; Mammalia; Artiodactyla; Balaenopteridae. The record is from RefSeq and is a predicted model, not a curated record. Bases 551 to 1960 code for a protein of 469 amino acids. The transcript is spliced from 9 exons.
GCCCAGGAGGUACUUAAGUGCUGUGGGGUGAAGGUUAGCCCAGUUCCCCUUCCUCAGCACAGGCUGCCGUCCAGAGCAGGUAAGUAGAUGUGGGGUGCGGGUGAGAGUGCCCUGGGCCUUGAGAGACCAGCUAUCAGCUUCGAGAGCAAGACUCCAAGGUGUGUGGGUCUGGGCUAGAGUUGGAUCUCCUGUCCUCAGCAGUUCAGGACCUGGUUACUCCUAGCCCUGCAAGUGGAAGAGGAGCUUGGGGAAGCUUCAUGCAUGAGAGGGUGUAGACCUCAGCUCCCUCUUGCCCCACCUCAUCCUGGUUUGACCCACACACCACUGAGUUCUAGGGGGUGGGGGUGUGCUCUGUCUGCUCUGCAGCUUCCUCCCCCUUGUCUACUGACACAGGGUGAAGGCUGGGGUGGGGGAUGACCAGAGUUGAAGGAAGGUUGCCUGGGGAUCUAAGGUGGGUGAUGAGAAGGCAAGCUAAGGAGAAGGUUUGCUGGGGGAGAAGGACAGCUCUGGGAGCAGCUCUUGUGACCUUCUGCCCCAGGCCCCCAGCACCAUGACGGUUUCAUACACCCUCAAAGUGGCGGAGGCCCGCUUCGGAGGCUUCUCUGGCUUGCUUCUCCGUUGGAGGGGAAGCAUCUACAAGCUCCUCUACAAGGAGUUCCUCCUAUUCAUCGCCCUGUAUGCUCUGCUCAGCAUCACCUACCGCCUGUUGCUGACCCAGGAGCAGAGGCUUGUGUAUGCUCAGGUGGCCCGAUACUGCAAUCGCUCUGCGGAGCUCAUCCCCUUGUCCUUUGUACUGGGUUUCUACGUGACCUUGGUGGUGAACCGCUGGUGGGCCCAGUACACAAGCAUCCCGUUGCCGGACCAGUUGAUGUGCGUCAUCUCGGCCAGCGUGCACGGCGUGGACCAGCGCGGCCGCCUGCUGCGCCGCACCCUCAUCCGCUACGCCAACCUGGCGUCGGUACUGGUGCUGCGCUCGGUCAGCACCCGCGUGCUCAAGCGCUUCCCCACCAUGGAGCACGUGGUGGACGCAGGUUUCAUGUCCCAGGAAGAGAGGAAAAAGUUUGAGAGCCUGAAAUCUGACUUCAAUAAGUACUGGGUCCCCUGCGUCUGGUUCACCAACCUGGCGGCCCAGGCCCGGAGGGAUGGGCGAAUCCGUGAUGACAUUGCUCUCUGCCUGCUCCUGGAAGAGCUGAACAAGUACCGGGCCAAGUGCAGCAUGCUGUUCCACUAUGACUGGAUCAGCAUCCCCCUCGUCUACACCCAAGUGGUGACCAUAGCAGUAUACUCCUUCUUUGCCCUCUCCCUGGUUGGCCGCCAGUUCGUGGAGUCAGAGGCAGGGGCUGCGAAACCUCGGGAGCCUCUGGAGCCAGGGCCAGCCCUGGGGGACCUGGACAUGUACGUGCCUCUCACCACUCUGCUGCAGUUCUUCUUCUAUGCUGGCUGGCUCAAGGUGGCAGAACAGAUCAUCAAUCCCUUUGGUGAGGAUGAUGACGACUUUGAAACCAACAAGCUUAUAGACCGCAACUUGCAGGUGUCCCUGCUCUCCGUGGAUGACAUGUACCAGAACCUGCCUCCUGCGGAGAAGGACCCAUAUUGGGAUGAGGACUCGGCGCAGCCGCCCUACACUGUGGCCACUGUGGCCGAGUCGCUGCGGCCUUCCUUCCUGGGUUCCACCUUCAACCUGCGCAUUAGCGACGACCCUGAGCAGAGCCUGCAGGUGGAGACGUCCCCUGGGCCAGCCGGGCCGGUGACCGCCGCACAGACCCCGCUGCUCAGCCGCUUCCUGGGCGUAGGAGCGCCCUCGCCAGCCAUCAGCCUCCGGAACUUCGGCCGCGUCCGAGGAGCCCCCCGGACCCCUCACCUACUGCGCUUCCGGGCCGAGGAGGGCGGUGACCUCGAAGCCGCGGACCGCAUCGAGGAGGAGGCGUUGGGGUCAGGGGACGAGGCCCAGGAGCCCUGAGCAGAGGCAGCAGGGCCGGGCCAUCUGGCUGCCUCCCCUAGGUCCUCCGGAGCUAUUAGAGCAGCACUUCCAUGCACCCUAAGCCGGAGCACUUAGGGACGACCCUUGAGAGGGCAGAAGAGCCUGAACCAGAGUUAGGAAUGCGUCCACUUUGGCUUGGGGGAGGUGAAGCUAGGACACAAGAGGCGAGGUAUAGAGGACUAGAGCCCAGGCGCACGAUUAAUUUCCUCCACAAUGCGGGGCUAGGCCGGUUCUUGAGGGAGCAUCAGUAUCACUGAAGGGCUGGUUAAAAAGUUUUGGG